This is a messenger RNA of Bombina bombina (fire-bellied toad), 9002 nucleotides long. It is a transcript of the gene POLQ, whose product is annotated as DNA polymerase theta. Gene Ontology annotation, biological process: double-strand break repair via alternative nonhomologous end joining; DNA-templated DNA replication. Lineage: Eukaryota; Metazoa; Chordata; Amphibia; Anura; Bombinatoridae. The coding region runs from base 246 to 8039 and encodes 2597 amino acids. Gene Ontology annotation, molecular function: DNA binding; DNA-directed DNA polymerase activity; ATP binding. The record is from RefSeq and is a predicted model, not a curated record. The transcript has 30 exons.
ACAGGAGACCUAACACUUUCUACCCCUGGGUUUGCAUCUCUCAUAUUGUGGGCAGCCUAAUUGUCUCAAACCCAUACAACUUUUUCUUGUUCCUUGUGAAGCAUCAGAAAUGAAUUGAUAUCACUUGGUAAUAAUUCAGACACUUGAUUACUGAAUCCUUGUAAGGAUUGUUAUGUUUUCCUUAAUCAGUAGUGGUGUCAGAUUAUCAAUGUGCCGCUUAAUGUGCAUUUCCAUAGCUGUGUGCAAUGCAGCAGCCGAAGAGAAAUCAGCCGCAGACUUCCUCAUCAGGACCACGCGCCAGUCUUACCAAUAUUUUGUUUGGUAGCUUAAACUCUAAGGAAAAUGUUAUCAAACCUAAAGUCCAGAGUGCUGUCAAAGGGGCUCUGGGUCCCCACAACAGCCGCAAGCGAAGUCGCCCAAGUUCUAGCCCUGGUUCUGAUGGCGCCGCAUCAUCUCCGAAGAAGGUUGCAGGAAAUCGACAAAUGUACAAUAAAUCCAAUUCUCGACGUUCAAGGACUUCUCCUCGGUAUGUAAGGCCAGUUGUGGCUGGAAGGGACAAUGAUGUGUCACUAGAUACCAGCGCAGUACCCAGUGCUCACAGAGACUACAUCCUGUUCAGUCCUGCUCAUCAGGCAUCUAUACUGGAAAAGCACAAGCAGCGAGUGCAACAGAACAGCACCGCCAAUCUCUCUGUGUCUGUGCUCACUCCUCCUGCUGGGCUCGAUCGUACGCUGAUGGAGAGCAGCAAGCUCAAUGAUAGUCUCUCUGCUACAGGACAAGGGCAGCAUAUGGCGGCUCCUGAUGAGCUGGCAGACAAACUGCUGCUGGCCAGCUGGGGUCUUCCUAAAGCGGUGCUAGAGAAGUAUCGCAGUGUGGGCGUGGUGCAGAUGUUUGAGUGGCAGGCGGAAUGUCUCCUGCUUGGGCAAGUGCUGGAAGGAAAGAACUUGGUAUAUUCAGCUCCUACAAGUGCCGGGAAGACGCUAGUUGCUGAGCUGCUCAUUUUAAAGAGAGUUCUGGAAACCCGGAAGAAAGCUUUGUUCAUCCUUCCGUUUGUUUCUGUAGCCAAAGAGAAGACCUAUUAUUUGCAGAACCUAUUCCAGGAGGUUGGGGUGAAGGUGGAAGGUUACAUGGGCAGCUCAUCACCGGCCGGUGGCUUCUCUUCUCUAGAUGUUGCUGUUUGUACCAUAGAGAAAGCCAAUGGCCUGGUCAAUCGUCUGAUAGAAGAAAAUAAGAUGGAUCUAUUGGGGAUGAUGGUUGUAGACGAGCUGCACAUGCUGGGAGAUUCCCACCGAGGAUACCUGCUCGAGCUGCUUCUCACGAAGAUUCGCUACGUCACGCAGAAGGCAGCUGUAAGAAUCAGUAACAAGCAGAAUGGCAUUCGGAGUGAUGUGCAGAUUGUUGGUAUGAGUGCCACACUGCCAAACCUGGAUCUGUUAGCUUCUUGGAUUGAUGCUGAGCUGUACCAUACAGACUUCCGACCUGUGCCGCUUAUGGAAUGGGUGAAAAUUGGCAAAACUGUGUAUGACUCAUCAAUGACCCCAAUACGGGAAUUUGAGCCAUUAAUCGAUGUAAAGGGAGAUGAGGAUCACAUUGUCGGCCUGUGUUAUGAGACCGUACAUGGCGGCCACUCCAUUUUAAUCUUUUGUCCUUCUAAAAACUGGUGUGAGAAGCUAGCAGACACCAUCGCUCGGGAGUUUUACAACCUGUAUCACAGGGCUGCUCAGCAGCCAGAAGCCACCAUCUCUCCUGUGGCGCUGGACAAGGAUGGAAUUCAGGAUGUUGUUGAUCAGCUGAAGCGUUCCCCGGCUGGGCUGGAUGCUGUUCUGGGGCGUACGGUUCCCUGGGGAGUUGCUUUCCAUCACGCUGGACUAACGUUUGACGAGCGGGAUAUAAUUGAAGGUGCUUUCCGUCAAGGCUUUGUCCGUGUGUUGGCAGCAACAUCUACUCUUUCCUCUGGGGUAAACCUUCCUGCUCGUCGCGUCAUUGUUAGAAGUCCGCUUUUUAAUGGGCGUCUCCUGGACAUUCUGACCUAUAAGCAGAUGGCUGGAAGAGCUGGGAGAAAAGGAGUGGACACUGUGGGUGAGAGCAUCCUCGUAUGUAAAAAUACUGAACGGUCCAAGGGCAUAAGUCUUCUUCAGGGGUCACUAAAGCCCGUCCACAGCUGCUUACUUAGAAAAGAGGGUAUGGGGGUUACGGGAAGCAUGAUACGUGCAAUUCUUGAGAUCAUAGUCGGGGGAGUGGCAGACACCCCAGAGGAUGUUCGGAUUUAUGCCUCCUGCACCCUACUGGCUGCCACCAUGAAGAGUGAAGGGUCCCAGGACAGUGAGCAGGAAGGGGGAGCCAUUGAAGCCUGUGUGGAGUGGCUGUUGAAGAACGAGUUCAUCCACAUUUUGGAGGAAGAUAGAGAUGGAACCAAAGUGGAGGUUUAUCGGCCUACAAAGCUGGGUUCUGCCACUCUUUCCUCCUCUCUCUCUCCCUGUGAAGCUUUGGGAAUAUUUGCUGAUUUGCAGAGAGCGAUGAAAGGCUUCGUCCUGGAGAAUGACCUGCACAUUCUGUAUCUGGUCACUCCUGUUUAUGAGGAAUGGACAACCAUUGACUGGUACCAGUUUUUCUGCCUAUGGGAGAAGCUUCCUGUCUCCAUGAAGCGUGUGGCAGAGCUGGUGGGGAUUGAAGAAGGAUUCUUGGCGCGUUCAGUAAAAGGGAAAAUAAUCGCCAAGAAUGAACGUCAGCACCGGCAGAUAGCUAUCCAUAGAAGGUUUUUCACAAGCCUUGUGCUUCUGGAUUUAAUCAGUGAAGUUCCUUUGAGGGAGCUUACUAGAAAAUACAGCUGCAGUCGUGGGCAGCUUCAGUCCCUGCAGCAGUCGGCAGCCACCUAUGCAGGGAUGGUGACAGUGUUCGGUAGCCGUCUUGGCUGGCACAACAUGGAGCUGCUGCUAUCCCAGUUUCAGAGUCGUCUCACCUUUGGGAUUCAGAGAGAACUCUGUGACCUGGUCCGCAUUGAUCUGCUAAAUGCUCAGAGGGCUCGCGCUCUAUACAAUGCCGGCUUUAUCACUGUCUCGGUCCUGGCCAGGGGAAAUGUCAUUGAUGUAGAAACAGCCUUAAAGAAUGCAGUGCCCUUUAAAAGUGUCCGCAGGGCAGUGGAUGAAGAUGAAGAGGCCGCGCAGGAGCGACGAGCUGCCCGCUGCAUUUGGAUAAGUGGGAGAAAGGGCCUGACAGAGAGGGAGGCAGCAGAGCUCAUUGUGGAGGAGGCAAGGAAGCUUCUGAAACAGGACUUGGCCAUGAUUGGUGUCCACUGGGAUCCCGAUUCAAGUAUGAACACGUCACAUAGCUCUGAGAUUUUACCUGCACGUGAUCUAGAACCCACCGCAAAAUCGCACCCAAAUAAGACCCUGCCACAUAAAGUUCUUACCAGUCAGAAUUCGGGUCCAGAGCAUUUCCAAAAUGAAGAAAUCCCUGUAAGUAAUACAGUAGGUCAUGCUCUUAAGCAUUCAAAUUUGACUAAAUCUAAUGCUUUACGUGGCAAUGAAAUGGAGAAACUACACUUGGAAAUAAGGGAUGGCAGGAAUAGUAAGGAAAAUGUUCUAGAACCAGUACCAAGAACUGAAGAGAGAUGUUCCAUCAAGACAAAAGUAAAUUGUGAUGUGAUGCCAAUAAAGUCAGAGGUUUUAUCUGCUGUUGACAUUCAAAAGAUAAACAGAGAUGAGGAUGUGUGUAUUAGAGAUUUAGUCCUAAAAGACAAAAUGCAGCACUGUGUGCAGGAGAUGUCAGCAGCGAAUACACUUGGUGUAAAAUCCAUCAUUAACAAGCCAACAUGUGACUCUGAUAAAGUGUUGUUAAGUAACAGUAAAAUGGAAGAUGUCCAAAUCAUGUCAAAGGAAAUUGGUCAACAGACAGUAAUGAAAGAGACUGUUUCUGCCGCGGUACACAAAGCACAUCCGUUUAAAUAUGAAUUUGAGACAGAAUGUAAAACAAAUGAGGCAGCUUGUGACUUGCCAGGCUCUGUUGGCACAGAGAACAUUACUAGUGGAGCCAGAACAGAUUGCCAAAACACACAGCUACCUGCCGCUUCCAGGAUAUUGGAUGUAGCCCCACACCCAGAAAAAGAGAAUAUCGCUCAUCUCUGUCCAACAGAGGACAGAAGAGAGAUUGCUACAUUAGGUAAUAAGCAUGACCUGAAAAUAAAACCAGACACAGUUUUGUGUGCUGCAAGCUUUUCUGAUAAAAUAAAGUCUCCAGAUAUGUGUGUUACAUCAAAGGGAUUUGAAGACAGUUUCCAGUUGGAUACACAGACUGACAGGCUUAUGCAGCAACAGUUGGCAACUGAAUUCCUCGAUCAGCAGGGAGCCAAAGAUAUGAAACUGGCAGAAAACACUGAUCUGCAAUACUCAGUUAAUCAAAGCCUUGUUGACACUUUACAAACUGAUAAUCACACACCUGAUAAGGUUGUGCUAAAUGAUGCACUUCAAGAAAAUAACUUUUUAAAGCAUGUAACCCCAAAUGCUCAGUGUGUGGUAUCUGGUAGUCCAGAAUUAAUUGCUCAGGUACAAUUCACAGAGAGUUGUUCUUGGCUUAAAGGUAAUGACAUAUCUCUCACCGAUACACAACUCGAAAGCUUCCUCCAAGUUUACCAGACGCAAACCAAGAAAGGAGAACAAACUAAUUCCAACAGCUAUAGAGUUCAUGUAUCGCCCAGAGUACAAAGCCCAACACAUACAAAAGGUCAGGUAUGUAGUCCGAUGAUUGAAUCAAGUCUCAACAUGAGUGACAGCUUCCUUUUUGACAGCUUUAAUGAGGAUUUAGCCAUUGACACAAAGCCAGUGGAACACAAUGGGCCUGCACAGGCUGCCAUAGAGGAUGAAAAUGAGCCACUAGAGGCGUGUAAUCAAAAUGAAAUGCCUAUUAACUUAAAUCAAGAUGCUCAAGAACAGUCAAACUGUCGUGAUGUCUCCAUUACAUUUUCUCAACUUGAUUCAUUUCAGGUAAUAGAAGCUUUAGACAAUGCUGAGCUUCCCUCUUCAUUUCAGCAACCAGAUAUUACAACAACUAGUCCCACUUAUCCAAACAUGUGGCCCAAUAUUAUAGAUGAGGAGAUUACCAUGCCCACAGACGGUGAGAAUAUGUGUAAUGUAGGCAUUAGGUCAGAACUGAGGGAAACUAUAAAAAAAUCACCAUUGUCUGGUGGGUCAUUUAACUUGAGUCCAGGGAUGCAGGAUGCUUUAGAUCAGUGGCCUAGUCCAUCAGGGAACCUGACUUUUUCUGCAAAUGGUCCUGACAUGUCUAGCAAUUCCACAUCAAACUUCCAACGGCUAACUGAUUUUAAUGAUGAAGAAAACCCACAAAUUCUAAUUUCCAACCAUUCGUUCCUAGAUGUUGACAGUCUGAAUUCCACCCUUAUUGGUGUAUUGGAAAAUAAAAGAAAUUCUGCUUCCAGACCAGGAAGUAGGAAGGAACUUGUCCCUCCAACCCCACCUUCACAAACUGUAACAGGCCGUGUAGUUGGAAUGUCCUUGAUUAAGUCAGGUACUAAUAGGCAAAAGAUGGAAACGCGGAGAAACCCAGCAUUGCUUUCACUGGAAACGGAGGACAGAAUGUUACAUUUGGAAAGAGAGCUACCCAAUCAUGAUCCAGCUGAAGUGCCAGCUCCAAAGUCCCCUAAGGAUACUUCCAUUAUAGAUGAAGGAUUUUCCUUACAGUUGUCUCAGGAUGUUGCUUUUCCUGUGCCCCUGUCCAACUCUGAAGCGUUCAGUAUUAUUGAUGUGGCAAGUGACCAGACACUCUUUCAUACAUUUUUAAAGGAAUGGAGAUCCCAGAAUAGGUUUGCUAUCUCUGUGGCUUGUGAACAAAGAAAACAACCACUGACAUCCAAAACGGUCAUUGGCAAGCGGUUUCAGCAAGUGAGAUCCCCACAGCGUGCCCAGGCAAAGGAUGACGGCCUUCCUAUACAGGGCUGUGAGGACAUCAUCGUGGUUGGGCUGGCCGUCUGCUGGGGGGGAAAGGAUGCAUAUUACCUCUGUCUGCAGAAUGAGCAGGACCAAUCAGACCUGAGCUCUAGCUUGGCUCCUCCUCCUCUGGACCAGAACCUGUCGGUGAAGGACCGGCUUUGGCAUCUUCAGUCUGUCCUGCAGCAGAUACAUAACCCAGGCGUGCAUCGAACCACUGUCCUCUACAACUUCAUAGAGCAGUACAAGAGCCUUCUGUUGGCGUGCAAAGUCUCUCUGGCCGGGCAGUUCGAGGACCCAAAGGUGGCUUGCUGGUUACUAGAUCCAGGUUCUAAGGAGAGAACCCUUCACAACAUGGUUACAAACUUUAUACCACACGAGUUGCCAAUGCUGGAUGGUGUGGGCACUGGUCAAGGUGUGCAGAGCUUGGGUCUCCGAGUCAACAGUGAUCAGUCAGGGCGUUUCAGAGCAACUCUUGAGUCUGUCCUGGUCUUCAGUGUCAUUACUAAACUUAACACCUUGCUGGAGGAGGAGCAUCUGUUGGACGUGUUUCGCAAGGUUGAGAUGCCCACUCAAUACUGCCUAGCGUUGCUGGAGCUGAAUGGCAUUGGGUUUGACACAGAGGAGUGUGAGAUGCAGAAAAACAUCAUGCAAGCCAAGCUCAAUGAGAUCGAGGCUCAGGCUUACCAGCUGGCCGGGCACAGCUUCUCACUAACCAGCCCUGAUGACAUCGCUCAAGUUUUGUUCCUGGAAUUAAAACUUCCACCCAACGGAGAUUUGAAAUCCCAAGGAAACAAGAAAACGUUGGGUUACACAAGGAGAACAGGGGUUAACGGAAACCGGGUCAGGCCUGGAAAGCAAUUCAGUACCACUAAGGAUAUUUUGGAAAAGUUAAAACCUCUGCACCCACUUCCAGGUCUGAUUCUUGAGUGGAAGCGCAUCACAAAUGCAAUGACCAAAGUUGUAUUCCCUCUGCAAAGAGAGAAGUGUUUUCACCCUUCCCUGGGAAUGGACAGGAUCUAUCCAGUGUCUCAGACACACACGGCAACAGGCCGUGUGAGUUUCACAGAACCAAAUAUCCAGAAUGUACCCAAAGACUUUGAGAUUGAAAUGCCACGCUUGGUUGGCGAGAGCCCUCCUUCCCAAGGCCCUGGUACCAAAGUAUGUGGCUUUCUUGGUCGGAGCAGGGGAAGGAAGAAUUCCCGGCCCAUUUCUCUUAGAGCUAUUCUGCCAGUGGAUCAGAUACCCAGUGAGAAAGGGUUGUCGUUCUUUGUCAGCAUGAGACACGCCUUUGUACCGUUCCCAGGGGGACUGAUCCUGGCUGCAGAUUACUCCCAGCUGGAACUACGGAUUCUCGCUCAUCUGUCCAAGGACCGGCGGCUCAUUCAGGUCUUAAACAGUGGGGCAGAUGUUUUCAAGAGCAUUGCAGCUGAAUGGAAGAUGAUUGACCCGGAAACUGUCACAGACAACAUCCGACAACAAGCUAAGCAGAUCUGCUAUGGAAUUAUCUACGGAAUGGGAGCCAGGUCUCUGGCACAGCAGAUGGGAAUUGAGGAGAAUGAUGCUGCCUGCUAUAUUGAAUCCUUUAAAGCCAGAUACACAGGUAUUCACAGGUUUUUAAAGGAGACCGUGAAGAACUGCUCUCGUGAUGGCUUUGUACAAACUAUCUUGGGCAGACGUAGGUAUCUUCCUUCCAUCAAGGACUCCAAUCCUCACGCUAAGGCGCAUGCUGAGCGUCAAGCUGUGAACACUACUGUGCAAGGAUCUGCAGCUGAUAUUGUUAAAACAGCAACAGUGAACAUUCAGAAGCGUCUUGAAAAGACUUUCCCAUCCAUGCCAAAAUCCCAUGGCCACCUUGUACAGACCUCCCUGAAAGGAAGGACAGGCAGACAUAGGAAUCCCUCACCUCCGAACCGAGGGGCUUACUUCAUCCUGCAGCUGCACGAUGAGCUUUUGUACGAGGCAGCUGAAGAUGAUGCAAUUCAGGUGGCGCAGAUUAUAAAGAAAGAGAUGGAAACCGCUGUCAAAUUAUCUGUUACUCUGAAAGCGAAAGUCAAAAUUGGCCCCAGUUGGGGCAGCCUGCAGGAUUUUGACCUGUAGACGGAUCAAGCAAAUUAACUGCUGCUUAGGAAGAAAAAGAAUAAAAAAAUAAUGCUGCUAUGAAAAAACAAAUUAAUACAAACGCUCAGAACUAGAACAGAUACUGUGCAAUGUAUUUGACAAGUGCUAGCGCCCAGGUGGUGAACAUAAUGAUGUGUAAUGGGGUACGGCUGACGGCUCGCACUAACGCUGACUUUUUAUCAUACUCAUCGUUAUAGGUUAUGAUAUAAUUUAUUCAUAAAACAAGAGAUUGCUCUUGCUGCUUAAGUUCUAUUGUCAUCAGACGCGACAGAUUAACUUAAAGGGAUAUAAAACCCCAAAUUUGUUUUUCACGAUUCACAUAGAUCUUACAAUUAAUCACGUUUGCUUCAUUAUUUUAGUUCUCUUUGUUGAAAGAGCAGCAAUGCACUACUGGGAUCUAGCUAAAAGCCAUUGAAAAUAGGCAUAUAUGUGCAUCCACCAAUCAGCAGCUUCUGAGCCUACAUAGGUAUGUUUUUCAACAAAGGAUAUAAAGAGAACAAAACAAAUUAGAUAAUAGAACUACACUGUGAAGAUAUUUAAAAUCCUGCUGUAUCUGAAUCAUGAAAUAGAAAAUAUUGGGUUUCGUGUCAUUUUAAGUCUUUAGUUUUAUUAACAAAUGAACUUAACCGCUGAAUGGAAGUGGCGCUAUUUUUGUAUCUUGUGACGCUGCUGGACAGAACUAUGUAGUUGGUUGUAGUUCUCUUUUUAAAGGCAAACAGCCACUAUUUUAUAAUGAAAUGCAGUUUGCUAUUUUUAAACAAUACUAUAUGCUUAGAUGUGUAAAUAUAUGAACUUAUUAUUGAUAUAUAUCACUUUAAAUCCCAUCUUGUAUAUGUGUCUAUUUUCUAUUGUCUCGCUAUAUUGUAUUUAUUUAUUUCUACUAAUUGAUCACAAAUAUGAAAUCUAUUUAAAAAAAAAGCCAAUAAAAGCUAUUAAAACGCU